AUGGACUGGGGCCGGCUUGUUUGGAUGGGUGCAUCGCAGAGGUCCGACGAUUCAUACUGCAAGGUCAUGAGCUCAAUGUCGAAGAAACAGAUCGUCACACGAGUCAUCACCGAUAGAGUCAGCAGAACCCUGGACGAAAAUCAACCCCGAGAACAAGCAAGCUUCAGGAAAGGCUACUCAACUAUCGAUCUCCUACAAACAUUAAACCAACUCGUUGAGAAAGCCGCAGAAUACAAUAUACCCCAUGCACUUGCCUUUCUUGACUACAAGAAGGCCUAUGAUUCUGUAGAAAAUGCACCAGUCACCACAGCCCUCAAACAACAGGGAAUCAACCCAGUCUACAUCAACACCCUCCAGCAUAUCUACAACAACUGCAGGUCCUUUAUACGAUUACACAAAGACUCCGAACCCUUCCAACUAGAGAAGGGAGUCUGCCAAGUUUUUCGCAACCUGGACUGGGAAGCAAGAGGAAUCAAGAUAGACGCGGAAUACCUGAGCCACUUGAGAUUGGCUGACGAUAUCCUGCUUAUUGCUAACAGCCUGGAAGAAUCACAAGAAAUUAUCAUCGAGCUCAAUGACGCAAGCAAAACAGUCGGCCUCCACAUGAACUUCAAGAAAACCCAAGUCAUGAUAAACGAAAAACUAGACGAAGAUAUUGAGAUUAAAGUUGAGAACGAGACCAUCCAGCAGGUCGACCUCUACAUCUACUUAGGUCAACGCAUCUCAGUAACACCAUCGAAAGAAGAAGGGAUUAAGCGCAGAAUCAAACUGGGGUGGCAGGCCUUCGGCUGA
Molecule: messenger RNA, 792 nt
Organism: Priapulus caudatus
Lineage: Eukaryota; Metazoa; Priapulida; Priapulimorpha; Priapulimorphida; Priapulidae
Exons: 3
Coding region: 1-792 (263 amino acids)
Source: RefSeq, a predicted model, not a curated record